GCUAGCCUGUUAACCGCGGAGCUAACAGCCGGAGCGUGUAAUGGCGGCCUCGGUGCUCCUGGGGUCUGCUGCGGACAACACCGGCCUAAACUUCAGCGGAGGAGGCGUGGGCGGCGCGGGGAACUCUGUGACCGCGGGCCCGGGACACCACCACGGCCUCGGAGCCCCGUGGAACCGCUCCCUGGACCGGGCUCUGGAGGAAGCCGCGGCCACCGGGAGCCUCAACCUCAGCGGCAGGAAACUGAAGGAGUUCCCCCCGGGCGCAGCCAACCACGACCUCACGGACACCACCAGGGCCGAUCUGUCGAGGAAUCGUCUGCCUGAGCUCCCUGUGGAGGUGUGUCUCUUUGUGUCUCUGGAGUCUCUGAACCUGUAUCAGAACUGCCUCAGGUCACUGCCCGAGAGUCUGGUCAACCUGCAGGCGCUGACCUCCAUCAACAUCAGUCGGAACCAGCUCUCAGUGCUGCCCCCUGUGGUCUGCUCUCUGCCACUGAAGGUGCUCAUCGCCUGUAACAACAAACUGGUGUCUCUGCCCGAAGAGAUCGGGCAGCUGCGCCACCUCACAGAGCUGGACGUGAGCUGUAAUGAGAUCCAGACGCUGCCUCCUCAGGUCGGCCAGCUGGAGGCGCUACGGGACCUGAACAUCCGCAGGAACCACCUGGUCCGUCUGCCCCCAGAGCUGUCAGAGCUGCCUCUCGUUCGUCUUGAUUUCUCGUGUAAUAAAGUGACCCAGAUUCCCGUUUGUUUCCGACGUUUGAACCAACUCCAGAGCAUCGUCCUGGACAACAACCCCCUGCAGACGCCCCCCGCCCAGAUCUGUAUGAAAGGAAAAGUUCACAUCUUUAAAUAUCUGAAUCUCGAAGCGUCGAAAUCUCCCGCCGAGCUCCCGGAGUUCGACCGACGACCGCUCAACUACAACCACUGUGGAGAUGAGCUGUACCCGGGACGAUCCUACGGAGCUCUGGACUCUGGGUUCAACAGUGUGGACAGUGGAGACAAGCGCUGGUCUGGAAAUGAGCCCUCAGAGGAGGACCUUUCGUCUAAAGUGGCGGAGCUGAGUCGGGAGCAGAGACACAGAGGACUGCACAACGGCGCCCCCUACCCUGAGUCGGAGCAGAUCGACUUCAUCGACAGCAGCGCGACUGAGGAAGAGGAGGAGGAGGGACGAAGGCAGAGUCUGAGCUCACAGUUUAUGGCCUACAUCGAAAAGAGGAUCACCAGAGAGGGCUCUCCAGUGAAGAGUGGAGGGAGCCGCACAGACGAGAGGCGUUUACACAGGAGUGUGGUGGAUGGAGUCUCAGCGCCCUCUGCUGCUCACAUACAGAGGUCCAGUCCCGGUCUUGGUCCUGGGGGGGUGGAGAGGAUGAGGAGAGAGGCUCAACUCGCUGCUCAAAAAUACGACAACGAGAGGCACAAAAACACAAGGACGCACAACACGACCUACACUAAGCUCAAAGCCCAGAGUCCGUCUAAGUCCAGUUCAGAGACUGAGACGUUUCCCUCUCGUCGCUGCACUCACACAGACGACUCGGCUCUGUUCAUGGGCGAGGACAGGACAGCGCUGUCUCCCACAGGGUCUCAGAGCACAGUGUACCCCUGCAGACCAGACAGUUAUCUACACCGACUGAACCACAAAGACGACAAGAGGAGAGGUGAAUCAGCCCCGGCCCCAGAGAAGAGCCCCGCCCUGGAGGGACAAGACGCAGAGCUGGUGGAGCAGCUCCGGAAGAACAUUGAGGCUCGCCUGAAGGUGGCGCUGCCCACAGACCUGGGAGCGGCUCUCACAGAUGGAGUUGUUUUGUGCCAUUUGGCAAAUCACGUCCGACCCCGAUCAGUGCCCAGUAUCCAUGUGCCCUCCCCUGCUGUGCCCAAACUUACAAUGGCGAAGUGUCGCAGGAACGUGGAGAACUUCCUGGAGGCGUGUCGUCGCAUCGGAGUCCCACAGAGCCAGCUGUGUUUGCCGCUGCACAUUUUGGAGGAGAAGGGACUCCCUCUGGUGGCGGGGACGGUCAGUGCGCUGCUGCAGCUGGCCCCACCCCGUCACUCUGUUACCACGACGACCAGCACCACAGCCACGCCCCCCCCCUCCAUGUGAUGUCACGGCGCCACUGCACACGCUCAGUCCACCUCACGCACGACUUCAGGAACACUCGGAUUUUAAACGCUUUUAAACAACGAAGACUUUGAUGGAUUUGGACGAAGAGCAGACACAAGACACAGAGGAUACG
Periophthalmus magnuspinnatus is the source of this 2228-nucleotide messenger RNA. It is a transcript of the gene lrch3, whose product is annotated as leucine-rich repeats and calponin homology (CH) domain containing 3. Bases 41 to 2095 code for a protein of 684 amino acids. The transcript is spliced from 20 exons. The record is from RefSeq and is a predicted model, not a curated record. Gene Ontology annotation, molecular function: protein binding. NCBI's taxonomy places the organism in Eukaryota, Metazoa, Chordata, Actinopteri, Gobiiformes, Gobiidae.